AUGGUCCCCUCCCCAUCUGGCCCGGCAAUGGCACAACAGCCAGACUAUGGUCACCUCCCGCAGGCCCAGUACCAGCAGCACGCUCAUCCUGGGCCUUCGCAACCCGCAGCGGCGCCGCCCGUCGCGGGCGCCAUGUCCGCGCCGUCAUCCAACAACAAGCAUCCUUCGCCUGUGCACAUGGACUACUACUCGCCAGCGUCGACUAGCUACCUCCCAACCCCACCACUGGUCCACUCGCACAACCACCCUUCUUCCCUCCACCACCACUCGUCUGCACAGCGCAAUGUGCUGGGUAUGAACAACCUUGCCAUCGGGUCCCCUGAUCCUACGGGCCGCCGCUCUAGUGACGCGUACAGUGAUCCCUACAGCGUCCGCCGAGACAGCGACCAACAUCGCGGAAGUGAGCCACUUAUUGGCACACCACCAGAAGACGAUGGUCGAGUCGGUGUGGAAGACCCAACCGCAGAGCGUUCCUACACCGACCUCAAGGUCCUAGGCGACGGAUCGUUUGGCACAGUAUGGCUCUGUGACUGGCGCUCGCCUCUCAAGCAAGAUGUGCUACUCUCAGCCAUGCAGUGCGGGGCCGGCGCUCGACCAGAAUGGUCUGGCAAGCGUCUCGUCGCCUUGAAACGCAUGAAGCGUGUCUGGGAAGGUGGAUGGCGUCAAGCACGCAACUUGGGCGAGCUGGUCUCUCUCCGUUCGAUCCCUUCGCACCCUGCCGUCAUUCCUCUGUACGAUGCGUUCAUCUCGCCACGGUCGCGCGAGCUCUACUUUGUCUUUGAGUGCAUGGAGGGCAAUCUCUACCAGCUCACAAAGUCGCGCAAGGGCAGGCCACUGGCAGCAGGGCUUAUCGCCAGCUGCUUCCACCAGGUCGUGAGCGGCCUGUACCACAUCCACCAGUACGGCUAUUUCCACCGUGACAUGAAGCCAGAGAACCUUCUGGUCACCACCACCGGAUUGUGCGACUACCUGUCAACCUCGGCUCUCAACGAGAUUAACGCCCGUCGUGCCUCUGGACAGACCGAUGACAUUCAGCUCAUGAGCGGCAAGAUCGAAAAGGACGUCCAGGUCAUUGUCAAGCUGGCCGAUUUCGGUCUCGCAAGAGCAAUUGCGUCAAAGCCCCCUUACACGGAAUACGUUUCCACUAGAUGGUACCGCGCGCCGGAAGUGCUAUUGCGAUCGACCGAGUAUGGCGCUCCCGUGGACAUGUGGGCCCUGGGCACUAUUCUCGCGGAAAUGGUUAAUUUGAAGCCUCUUUUCCCUGGUGUGAGCGAGAUUGACCAAGUGUACCGCAUCUGCGACACUCUGGGAGACCCAAGCACCGACUAUGGUUAUGACGAACGUGGUCGUGCUGUCGGCGGCGGCGUGUGGACGAGUGGCGUCAAACUGGCAAAGAACGUCGGCUUCAGCUUCCCCAAAAGCAAGCCAGUCAACUUCCGCAGCCUCUUCCCUGCCCACACACCCCAGUCCCUCAUUGACUGCAUCGGAGGGCUGAUGCGCUACAACCCAAAGUACCGCAUGACCUCGGCGCAGUGCAUGGACCACGCAUACUUCCACGAGACUCUCCCCCACCUCCAACACGUUCCCCCACUUCCUCGCAUCCCGUUCGCCCAGGGCCAGCCUGUUCCGAACCAGCAGGCGCAACCCCGCCCAGUACAGACCGACAUCAAUGCCGCGGCCCGCCCAGUGCCCCAGCCAACCCCUCAGCCCCACGCUCACCAUGUCGAGGCACGCCCACCACCCCCGGUCUAUCCCACUGGAGACAUGCGCGCCCUUCCACCACCAGUCGAGAUCCAGACCCCGGACAGUGCCCCGGUGCAGAACGGCCAUCCGCCGCCACAGAUCAUGUACCACCGCCCGCCGCCCAUGCACCGCGAGGGCUCCGGGAAUUAUGGCUCGUCUCCGCUCGUGCAUCAGCUCCGCGAGCUCGACCUCCCCACCGAGGACCUCGCCAGUUAUGGUCAGCGCCGCUGGGCCGACGAGCAGGCUCUCAGCGCAAGCCGUCGUCCCUCCGCGACUGUGUCGGUGUCGAACCACUACGACGGCUCCACCGUCGGUUCGGCCAACUCGUCCAACCCGGGCUUCAACCCACAUGCGCUUUCGGCAACCAACCUCCAGCGUGUCCCGUCGCAGCAGCAGCCGCAUCAGCAGCAACAACAGCAUCAAGUGCCAAACCCACACGUCGCUGCCUAUGUCCGCCAGCAGCAACAGCAGGCAUACCAGCAGCAGGCGUUGCGGCAGGUCACUCAGUCGACUCCCAACUUGACCCCAGCUCCUUCGGGCCCUUCGACUCCGCGUGUGGCGGCGCAGUCGACCAUGGCGUUGACCGGUGCGGUUGCUCAGAUGCAGCACCCUCAGACGCACCAGUCGCACCAGCAGCCGCGUGCACCCCCGAUGGCCCAGCAGUCCAAGCUCGCACUGUCGGGCAAGAAGAAGAAGUGGGGUCUCAGCUCGGUCUUUGGCGGCGGCGACAAGAACGACUCGUCUUCGGCCCUCGCGCCAGUCGACGAAACCGGUUACGCACACCCGACCUCUUCUUCAUCGUCGCUCAAGCGCACCCAGUCUGGCCACUAUGCCGACGAGCGUGCGCUCCAGCCCAUUCCGCAGAUCACGCUUGACCCGAAGAAGGCCAAGAAGGAGGCCGAGCGCGAGGCCCGCGAGCUUGCGUUGGCCAAGCGCGAGGCUGCCGAGCGUGCCCAGAAGGAGCGUGCGCGUGCAGUGCUGCAAAAGCGUUCGCAGCUGCUUGCCCAGAACAGCAAGAGCAAUGGUGCCGGUGAGAUUGAGUUUUCAGAGCCUCCGCCCGCUUCCCUUGCCGCAAAGCAGUCGUCUGGCAACUUGCGAGGGUACCCGAGCUCGCAUGCCGCCAAGUCGGCCGCGUCUGUGGCGUCUGCACGCUCGCACACCAGCGGCGUCUCGCCUUACGGUACCCAUCUCGAGGCGUACGGCAGCGAGAGCGGCCGCAACAAGGCUCGCAAGACGGCCGAGGACGACGACCACAGCAGCAUUGGGCGCACCUCGCUCCAGAGCCGCAGUCUGUUGUCAGUCGGCACCGUGGACAGCGACCAGGCGUCUCGCCGUGGCGAACACUGGGGCGACCCGUCGCGCCGCGCACCUUCGAUGGCGUCGGCACACCGCCACCCCAACAUGCAGCCACACUCGACCACGUCGCUCAUGACGCACUCGACUGCCUCGCUCGAGUCGCAGUUGGCCUCCCAGCUCGCGCGUCAGGCGACUGUCGCGUCCGCGUCCGACUCGUCGCUGUCACUAGGCCGCCGCGCUGGCCGGUCCGUCUCUCAGCACCAACAGCUCCACCUCGACCCGCGCUACCGCCAGGCUGAACUGCCAGGAGCGCCGCACGCUCACCACCACUCGGGCAUGCCGCACCCUUCUGCGCCGGGCGAGAACCAGAUGCUCCCCAGCAUCGACACGCUCCUCCCCGGUCUCGACGCGUGGGCUGAAGGCCCACAGUACACGCAGAUGGAGAUCAACCCAAUGUUUAGAAUUCCGUAUAAUACAAAACAAUGA
Molecule: messenger RNA, 3525 nt
Organism: Apiotrichum porosum
Lineage: Eukaryota; Fungi; Basidiomycota; Tremellomycetes; Trichosporonales; Trichosporonaceae
Exons: 3
Coding region: 1-3525 (1174 amino acids)
Biological process (GO): protein phosphorylation; intracellular signal transduction
Cellular component (GO): cytoplasm; nucleus
Molecular function (GO): protein serine/threonine kinase activity; ATP binding
Source: RefSeq, a predicted model, not a curated record